Pogona vitticeps (central bearded dragon) is the source of this 630-nucleotide messenger RNA. The record is from RefSeq and is a predicted model, not a curated record. NCBI's taxonomy places the organism in Eukaryota, Metazoa, Chordata, Lepidosauria, Squamata, Agamidae.
UCCUGCAGCGCCUGCCUCUUCCCCUUUGGCCCAAGAAAGGCGCGUGGAGGAGAGAAGCGGGGCUUUUGGGGCGCCUCCCGGAUCGGGACCUGGACGGAGGAAGGGGUGAGACUGAGUUGAUGUCUGUUUGGGGGACCAAAAACGAAGAAGCAAAUCCCAGAUCCCUCCAACAUUUGCAAGAUGAUGAACAGGAGAAGAAUUCCCAGCAACAUCUGGGGCAACCUGGGCAGGAACUCAUAAUCAAGCGAAAAAACAGAGAAAUGAAAAUCGGAGUGGGCAGGCAUGGACUUCACAUGAAAGGACCAAUGCAGGGGAGAAACCACGUAAAUACAUGUCACCUCAGUUGUUUGGAAUGUGGGAAAAGCUUCAGUCAGAACAAGAGCCCCGAUAUACACCAUAGAAUUCACAACGGGAAGAAACCACAUAAAUGUAUGGAAUGUGGAAAGAGCUUCAGUUACAAUAGUAAAUGUAGGUCAUGUCAAAAAACCCACAGAGGGGAGAAAUCACAUAAAUGCAUAGAAUGUGGAAAGAGCUUUAGUCAGAGUGGUCACCUCAGGUUACAUCAGAGGUCUCACACUGGGGACAAACCGUAUAAAUGCAUGGAGUGUGGAAAGAGCUUUAGUCAGAGUG